CUUCUACACCUGCAUUGCUUGCUGUUUGGGGUUUUAGGCUGGGUUUCUGUACAGCACUUUGAGAUAUCAGCUGAUGUACGAAGGGCUAUAUAAAUAAAUUUGAUUUUGAUUUGAUUUAUUGGAAGCUAGUUUGUAGAUGACAUCGCCGAAGUCGAGGAUCGGUAGGAUAGUCAGUUUUACUAGGGUACGUUUGGCGGCGUGAGUGAAGGAGGCUUUGUUGCGAAACAGAAAGCCGAUUCUAGAUUUGAUUUUGGAUUGGAGAUGUUUAAUAUGAGUCUGGAAGGAGAGUUUACAGUCUAACCAGACAAGUUUAUACAACUAUUUAUAGUUGUCCACAUAUUCUAGGUCGGAACCGUCCAGGGUGGGUGCGGGCAGCGAACGGUUGAAAGCAUGCAUAUUUUGUAUUUAUUUUACCUUUAUUUAACUAGGCAAGUCAGUUAAGAACAAAUUCUUCAAUGACUGUUCUGGGGCAGAACGACAGAUUUGUACCUUGUCAGCUCGGGGGGGUUUGAACUUGCAACCUUCCGGUUACUAGUCCAACUCUCUAACCACUAGGCUACCUUGCCGGGGGGUGACUUCAAAUCCUCAGAUACUAAUAGGAUAUAGUGUCAUACCAUUCAUAUUUGCAUCAUUAGGGUGUUUUUCCGGCAGAACGCUACUUCCAGUGCAACCAGCUACUGACAGUACAACUUCACCUGACCCAGCCACAGCCCUGUGUCCCAUUCCAGGUGUCCAGGCUGCCCCUGCCCAGCGUGCAACACCUGACCCAGCUCCAGUCCUGGUCCUGCUGACGUGACUGUGGGGGACACACCAGACCUCAUCGGGGGCAAACACCAUUCCAGGGACACAUAAUUGGCGUAAUGAAUAGCUAUCCAGCGUUAGUUUUGCUCCGAACACCACCACGAAAGCGUACUGUAACUGGGGAGAAAGUGUAGUUCGUCAACUGGAGGCAUACACAACGUAUCGAUCUGUGCAAAUCUGCAACAUUGUCAUGAAACUUUGACAUGUUGGCACAGAAACUGCACCUGCUCCGACACAACGUCCUGUCAUUUGUAUCCUCUCGGACUGGCAGUGACCUCACCAGGCGCCAGUAUGAUGUCAUCGUAGUGGGGGGAGGACAUGCUGGGACUGAGGCGGCGGCCGCAGCAGCCAGAUUGGGGGCAGAGACUCUCCUCAUUACCCAGAAGAUCAUGACUAUCGGGGCCCUCUCCUGUAACCCAUCUCUGGGGGGCGUGGGGAAAGGCCAGCUGGUGAGGGAGGUGGAUGCUCUGGACGGUCUGUGUGGGCGAGCAGGCGACUCGGCCGGGGUCCACUUCUCCAUCCUAAACCGCAGCAAAGGGCCCGCUGUGUGGGGACCCCGGGCACAGCUGGACCGGGAACGCUACCGCCAAUUCAUCCAGUCAGAAUUGCUGUCCACUCCCAGGCUGACAGUGUUGGAGGGCUCAGUGGAUGAGUUGCUGGUGUCACAACCCAACCCAGAGGAGCCUGGACACCACAGAGUCACUGGGAUAAGACUGGUCGAUGGAAGCCACCCCAUCUUGUCCAGCUCAGUGGUACUUACCACUGGCACUUUCCUGUCUGGCUCCCUCUUCAUGGGCCAAACCACCUCUCCCGGGGGGAGGAUGGGGGAUGCUCAAUCAUGUGCCGGACUUUCAUACACACUGAAAGAGACAUUGGGGUUGAGGGUGGGUCGGCUGAGGACUGGCACACCCCCUCGGAUAGUGAAGGAGUCCGUGGAUCUGUCCUUGGCUCAGCUCCAAGCCCCGGACAAACAGCCCACUCCCUUCAGUUUUCUCAACACCCACACCCACUGCAAGCCAGAAGAGCAGCUCCCCUGCUAUCUGACCCACACCACGCCUGGAGUGGAGAGAGUGGUCAGGGAGAGUGUCCACCUCAACUGUCACAUACAGCAGGACGCCAAAGGUCCCAGAUACUGUCCUUCCAUCGAGUCGCGGGUGCUGCGGUUUCCGGGGCGAAGGCACCAGGUGUGGCUGGAGCCGGAAGGUUUGACCUCUGACCUGUUGUACCCCCAGGGCUUGUCCAUGACCAUGCCCCCUGACCUGCAGCUCCGCCUCCUUAGGGAGAUCCCCGCCUUGCACCGAGCCGAGAUCCGCACUCCUGGUUACGGGGUGCAGUAUGACUUCGUGUGCCCCACCCAGCUGACCCCGUCUCUGCAGGUGAAGAGCACGCAGGGGCUCUUCCUCGCGGGUCAAAUCAACGGCACCACGGGCUACGAGGAAGCAGCCGCACAAGGCUUGUGGGCGGGGGUGAAUGCAGGUCGGACGGCCCUCUCCCUGCCCCCCAUGGCACUGUCUCGUACCCAAAGCUACAUCGGGGUGCUGAUCGAUGACUUGGUGGGCCGAGGGGUGACAGAACCUUACCGCAUGUUCACCAGCCGCGCCGAGUUCAGAACCUACCUCAGGCCCGACAACGCAGAUCUCCGUCUCACCCCCAGAGGGUUUGAGGAGGUGGGCUGCGUGACUUUGCGGCGAUACAAGAAAGCGGUAAGUGUGAGGGACGGCCUCCAGGAAGCCCUGAUGGCCCUGCAGUCCGUGGCGCUAUCCUCCACCCGCUGGAGAGAGAAGCUGGGCAACAUCAGCCUGAGUGAGAACAAGAGCACCACCUUAAAUGGUUUGGAUCUGUUGCAAUACAAAGAUGUGUCCUUUGAAAUGUUGGCCUCCGCCUUCCCAGAGUGCCUUUCACAAUAUGUUGAGUACUCACAACGACUCAAGAUUGAAGCUGUGUACAGACCCCACUGCGAGAAGCAGAGUCGAGAGAUGGAGAGAAUACGGAGCGAGGAAAGUCUGUCUCUCCCCUCUGACAUGGACUACCUCUCCUUACCAGUGUCCCUCUCUCAGGAGGUCAGAGAGAUACUGGACCGAGUCAGGCCCAACACUCUGGGCGCUGCUACUCGUCUACCAGGCAUGACGCCUGCUGGGAUCAUCCACCUUCUCAACUAUGUCCUCAGGACCGGGCAGAGGAACAGACACACAGAGCACAGAAACCGAUCGAGCCAAAAAGAGGGGGGAAAGGGACAGCUGUGUGCAAGCAACAUACCGAUAUCUCAGUGAAAUAAUGACUAAGAAAAAAAUAAAUGUACAAAAACUAACUAUGGUAGUUUAGGAAAACAUCGCUGUUUAAUUUAAAAUGACCUGAGAUUUCAAACCAAACAAUUGUGCCCAAUUUCACUAAUUUCAUCUAUUCAGCCUCAAACAGUAACAAAAAAAUCUAACAUGCAAGCUAAAUUGAUUAUCAAGUGAACAUUUCUAGUUCUGUAACAAACAUUUUAGUGAAACCAGCACAACAGUAGUAGUACAACCAACAUUAUAUCCCACGUGACCUUUUUGAGGUCACUACUGUUGGUGGUGACAGUCUGUCCAUCCAGCUCGCCUGUCCCUCUGGAGAAGAAGUCAAAUGGAAAUUUCCACUUGGGCUGUGGCGUUCCCCUGGGGGGUUCUGGGUAGACUGUAGUGUCAACAAACAUCACCUCUGUGGUCACAGCGAAAGGCGAGACGAGGGGACACUGAAGAGGAGAAAGACCGUGUGCAGGGGGAAGAAGGUGGUUGAGAGGCAUUCCAGGUCAUUUAUUUUGCAGUGACAUGUCUCAGAAGACUGCAGCUAUAUCAUAUUAAUGUGGUUCCAGAGAAGUUCAACACUUCUGGCUGUAAAAUCUGCUCAGCACAGAUACAGCAAUUAUCAUACACAAUAAGCCCUUGAGGUUUAUGCACACGUUAUUGGGAUAGUUUACCGAAAUGACACGUUUCAUUGGUGAACUAUCCCUUUAAAAUGGCAAAGGAGGUCAUAGGACACCCACCAGUUUAAACUACAUUAACCGGGACUAGAGCAGGGGUAUUCAAGUCUUACCCUAUGAGGACCAGACUACUGCUGCUUCUACCUGAUAAUUAAAUUGCACCCACCUGGCAUCCCCAGGUCAAAAUAAGUCCCUGGGGACUUAUGGGGAGGGAAAAAAGCAGUGGAACUGGAUUUGAGGUCCAGAUUUGAAUUUGAGGGGAUUAGAAGAUAUUGAGGGAGCUCAAACUGUUCACCCACUGCAAGAGGAGACAUGCUUGACCCUUACCUUGACCUUCUGACAGUGGAAGAGGUAUUUGGCCCCUAGAAUGUAGUUCUGGGGAAAGGCCAGGAGACCUGUCUGAGCCCACAACACCUGGACUGACAGGGAGUGGGGAAGGAGACACCCGGACUCACACGACUCCUCCGGAGACUGAGGGAAGAGAGAAGACAUUUAUAUGUGUAGAAAAUCCCCCUGUUGAGGGACAAUCUUCUGUGUAUUCCACAAUCAUCGGUUGCACACGGCCUUGCGCUCCCUCUCGUGGUUUCACAGACUUAAUUAAUCUGCUGCAUUUCACCUGAUGCAAGCCUGCAUCUGUCAGCAGCUCCAUUUUAGAGAUGGUCCUUGCUAUCCGGGAUCAUUGGGACAUCCCUACCCCAUUGACAUUUAAAAUUAGGGGUUAAGGUUAGGGACAAUUCAAGGAUCCCAGAGAGCAGUAACCAUUUAGGGAUGGUUUGAAAUUUACAGAAUGGAGACCUGGAGGAGGGUCAUUAUUUACAUUUUUUUUUACUUCAAAAAAGGGGGAGGGUUUAGUUUUUUUUUUUUGGAAAAUAAAUAAAUAAAUAAAAAUCUAGUCCAGGGGAGGGUCAUGUAAUUUUUUGUAAUUUAUAUUUCAAAAUAAGUUGUUUAUUAGGCUAUAUAUCGAUGUGUGCUCAAUGUCUCCCCUCAUCUCUGAUUUUCCAUCAAUCAAAAUGAUCCAUGCGCCAUGCUCGGAGAAGCACAGCACAGCACACAGUUACACUCCAUUUAGACUUGAGUACCUUGAGCAUCAGCAAUUGUGGGUUCGAUUACAGGCUCAAAAUGGCCAGAAACAAAGAACAUUCUUUUGAAACUUGACUGUCUAUUCUUGUUCUGAGAAAUGAAGGCUAUUCCAUGCGAGAAAUUGCCAAGAAACUGAAGAUCUUGUACAACGCUGUAUACUACUCCUUUCACAGUACAGCGCAAACUGGCCCUAACCAGAAUAAAAAGAAUGGGGGGCCCCGGUGCAUGACUGAGUAAGAGGACAAGUACAUUCGAGAGUAUCUAGUUUGAGAAACAGACUAAACAAGGCCUCAACUGGCAGCUUUAUUAAAUAGUUCCCGCAAAACAACAGUGAAGAGGCGACUCCGGGAUGCUGGCUUCUAGGCAGAGUUCCUCUGUCCAGUGUGUUAUUUUUCCCAUCUUAAUCUUUAUUGGCCAGUCUGAGAUAUGCAUUUUUCUUUGCAAGUCUGCCUACAAGUCCAGCGUCCCGGAGUCGUCUCUUCACUGUUGACGUCGAGACUGGUGUUUUGCGGGUACUAUUUAAUGAAGCUGCCAGUUGAGGACUUGAGGCGGCUGUUUCUCAAACUAGACACUAAUGUACUUGUCCACUUGCUCAGUUGUGCACCGGGGCCUCCCACUCCUAUUCGAAUGCUCUUUAAAUCAGAACAACCGUUUUCAGCUGUGCUAACCAUGACACAGGAGUCAUGGUUGCUGAUAAUGGGCCUCUCCAUCAAAGAAUGAAGAUGUUUCCAGCUACAAUAGUCAUUUACAACAUUAACAAUGACUACACUGUAUUUUCUGAUCAAUUUGAUGUAAUUUUAAAUGGACCAACAAAAAAAAUAAUCAAAAACAAGGACAUUUCUAAGUGACAAACUUUUGAACAGUAGUGUACAUUUUAUGGACACAGUAUAUUUUACAUGUUAUUUUUUGUCCCACAUUUCAGCUCCCCUAUCUCUGAACACUAUCCAGUUUUGAUUUCUAUUUGCCAUAAUUUAACUCUGCCGUGAUGUUUCACAACAGUUAUGAAUCGUUUUAUUUUCAUAGUUUCUACAGAUUGUAAAUUAUACAUUUCUGCUAAGAGUAUUAUAUUAUUGAUCAACUGACAA
Molecule: messenger RNA, 5916 nt
Organism: Oncorhynchus keta (chum salmon)
Lineage: Eukaryota; Metazoa; Chordata; Actinopteri; Salmoniformes; Salmonidae
Gene: mto1
Product: mitochondrial tRNA translation optimization 1
Exons: 13
Coding region: 1005-3071 (688 amino acids)
Biological process (GO): tRNA wobble uridine modification; tRNA methylation
Cellular component (GO): cytosol
Molecular function (GO): flavin adenine dinucleotide binding
Source: RefSeq, a predicted model, not a curated record